AAUUUAAACACUCCUCCAGGGAAUAUCUAUAAAAUCCUUUCAAUCUAAAACCAAAGAGGCGUUGAUUUCUCACCGUGUCAGUAGCUUUGCAGUUCUAUUUGAUCAAUUUCUAUAUCGUUCCUGAUAGGGAGUGAAUGAAAUGAGUUUGAUUCCUAAUCCUAAGCAAUCUCCGUUUUGUCUGAAAUGGCCAUGGGAUGCUUUAAACCCUAACCCUAAAACUCCCCAAACCCCUAACCCCUGCAACAACUCUGACCCUCCUUGGUUAUUCAAGUCUCUCCAAACUCUUGGAUCAUUAGCUUUUAAUUUCGCCAAUUCUCUUUCAAAUUCUCCAACUUCUCAAACUCCAAAUUCAUUGGAACCUAAUAAGAAAUUGAAUUUGACAUGGAACAAGAAGAAGAAAGUGGCUCUAAGUGGCGCGGAGCAGGCCGAGGCUGAGCAGCGUGCAUUUGCUGCUGCUCUGGCAAGUGAUAAGGAGGCGACCUUGCUCGAGUUUUAUUCGCCCAAAUGCAGGCUCUGUAAUUCGUUGGUUAAUUUUGUUUUGGAAAUGGAAACAAGGAAUUCUCAGUGGCUUAAUGUUGUCAUGGCAGAUGCUGAGAAUGAGAAGUGGCUACCUGAGCUCCUUAAUUAUGAUGUUAGUUAUGUCCCCUGCUUUGUGCUUAUUGACAACAAAGGAAGGGCCCUGGCUAAGUCGGGUAUCCCAAGUAGCCGUUUACAUGUUAUAGCUGGGCUAUCACAUCUUCUCAAAAUGAAGCGUCCUCAACAAAACUAAUAGAUGAUGGGCAUGACAACAACCAACAUUUGUCUGCGGUACUGUUCUAUGAUCUUGAGUUUUACUUCUUUAUAAUAUGAUGUCUGAGCUUGUUUUAAUUGAGAUGGGAUUUCUUCUGCCUUCUGUUGGAAUUUGUCCCAUAUGUAAGGUUUUCUAAGAAUUAAAAACAUGUAUGAUUGUCCUUGUAAUUAUCCCUUUAGAUUCAUAGCGUGAAAUUAAUUGAAUCGUUUUUUAUACAAACUGUUCAUCAUUCUUUUUCCUCGCCUUCUUUCUGUUCUUUUUUAAGUGUAAUCUCUGUUUAUUUCCGUUGCAAGUUUUUGUUCUAGAAUGUUGGUAACGAGUAAGCAAUAAUACCCAUCAGUAAAGAAUGUUACAAAGAGUUUAGAACACAAGAAUAACAAACAUACAACUGUUAUGGUUAAAAAUAAACGUUUCAGGUUCCACUUAUAUUUUUUAUCGAUUCCUUAGAAAAAAGAUAUAACUUUUGUCUUCAAAGUCCCUUAUUUUAUUCUUACUAGUCUUAUAGUUAAACACAUGGUCAUGAUGUGAAAAAGUCAUGUCAUAGACAUAAUUUACAUUUUUCAGUUGGAGAAGAAAUUUAUGACAGUACUUUAAGCGGAAAUUUAGAGUUAAAAAUCUCAUCUUAAAUCUCGAGGACACAUAACUUAAACAUUUUAUUCAUACAACAAAAUAAUGCAAAUUUAACAAAUAGCCUUAUUCUAGUUGCAUUCGUGAUCUUACAGUGAUCAACGAUAAUGCAUGACUCUUGGCUACAUUGCAUACGGGUACUUAAACAUCAAACUAAUAGUGAUCUCAACACUCAAAUGACUAGGAAAAAAAUGCAAUAACUAAACAUAGUACGUAAACGUAGCUCUCUCAUGCUAAAUACCCAUGAAGCUACCUAAUGCUCACCAUUAACCUUAUCCCCAUUAUGGCAACACUUGUAGCUAAUAAACACUUCCAUUGUGCGGUGACAAUCUGGACACUCAAUGAAGUCCGGGAUUUUUCCAGCAACAUUAGGAAUCUCAAGGUGAGAGCAGAGAUGAAAGGUACUAGCAACCUUGUGAUGAUGUUCUCUAAAUGCAAAUUCAAAGCCCUUGUUGAUAAACACAUCCUUCCAUUUGUCAAACUCUGCCACAGUUUUCAAAACUGUAGUCCCAUGACCAACAGCAGUCACAAUAGACCCUUUGGUUACAAUUGCCCACCCUGUCUCAUUCUUGUAUGACAGCAAUUUCUCAACCUGUUGUGUUACUGUGUUUGUUUUCUCAUGCAUCUUGGUCACAAACAAACUCUCAACCUUUUUCCAAAAGUUGUUAACCACGUUUGGUUGUUGAGACUCCAAGCAAAAUAGGUCAAUUGAAGUCUUUGCUUGCUUAAUAGCGGCAUCAUUUGCUAGGGCUCCAGCAUACUUAGUGAAUUGUUGAAUCCAUUCCUUAUCUUUGCCUCCAUAAAUGAUGACAGACUUUUCCUCCUUCUACAUGACAUUAUGAUCAAAUAUAAUUAAAUGUUUCUAUAUAGUAGUUUUCUUAAACUCUUAGUACAUAGUAAUUAAACUCUUAAUGUUAUCGUAAUAUCUAUAUGCUUUCAUGAUAAUAAGAGAUUGUAAGAUUUAUGACACCAUUAAAAAACUUACCCAUUUAAUCUUUAUAUCAAUGUCAACAAGGAGGGAAUCAACCCACAUUAAUUCUUGGGUCAUUGAUUCUUCUUUGGAUUUGGAGAAAGGGAAUCCCUUUACUCCCCAAACUUGAAUCAUAUGGAAUGCAUUCUGAUGUAGAAUCUUUCCAUGUGGACUCAACACAACAACCAAAGGCUUCUGCUUGAAAUGCAGUUCCUCCUUUAUGUAUUUGAUGCCUUUUAUAGGUGCAAAGUGAUGCAACACAUACCAAGGCAUCUUAGACUUCAAUGAGUCAAACUUUUUCUUCAACCUAUCAUUCCAUUCCUCCACAAUGGGAACCCACACAAUCUUGUGUUGGCUUCCUGUUUUCUUCAUAUGCUCAUAAAUUGGAAUCAAAAUUGAGAUGUCUUCUUGACUGAUAUCCAGGGUUGAAAUGAACAAGAACACAUCCUUCUUUUUCAACACUUCAAUAUGUACCUGUUUAAUUAUACAACAUAUUUAAACAUAGACUAACUAUUCUAAAAAAUCGAUUUACUGUCAUAACAUAUUAAGCAGUUAAGAUAUGAUAAAUACUAACCAGUGUUUUACUGGAACCAUCAAAGAUGAUGGGUGCUUUUGGAAUGUUUUUCCAAAAAAUCAACACCUUAAACACUUCCAUAAUUUCCGUCGGGGUUUGAAAGAGCUUCUUGAGUAACUUGUUAUACUCUGCUUCAUCUGAGAAUUUAAAAAAAAUCCUUCAAUCUCAGAAGAAAAUACUUACUAUUGGGGUUGACAACACAAAAACAUAUAAUUACCAAUCUGGAUAGUGAUUUGUGACACAUGCUUCCUCAAUUUGCUGAUUAUUAUGUUAAUCUUUUGACCAAAUUGAGAUAAGUCCUGCCUCUUAUCCCUGAAAAUUAAAUAAAAAAAUUAAUUAGUAACUAUUAAUGUAGCUAACUUAAUUAUGUACAAGGUUUCAAUUUCUACAAUAAUAUUGAAACUUACGAAUCAGUAGUGAGGCAUUCAAACUGAGUAACAAUUGCAACAACGGUGAUGAUAACCCAAUAGACAUCAACAGGGAAUUGUUCUAAAGCUGGUGCAAGAGCUGGAACUUCCUUGAUAUCAUGAUGUGAGUUGAGCCUUUCCAACUCAAUGAUGAUAUCAAUCACUUGCCACACUGCUUUGAUCAGAUUGUUGAGUUCCAGAAUUGCACUGCGGUGUUUUUUCAGUGCUUGAGGUUUGGUGAGUUGAGGAACUCUCUUGAUUGUGCCUAAUGAUUUGGCAAGUGGUUCUGAUGAUUGAUACUGUGAUAGAAACCAGAACUCUCCAUAUUCAAGGGCAAAAGCAGAAAGAGUAAGUACU
Molecule: messenger RNA, 3725 nt
Organism: Vicia villosa (hairy vetch)
Lineage: Eukaryota; Viridiplantae; Streptophyta; Magnoliopsida; Fabales; Fabaceae
Product: thioredoxin-like protein HCF164, chloroplastic
Exons: 2
Coding region: 140-769 (209 amino acids)
Biological process (GO): cell redox homeostasis
Source: RefSeq, a predicted model, not a curated record